Messenger RNA from Platichthys flesus (European flounder), 2916 nucleotides. It is a transcript of the gene csnk2b, whose product is annotated as casein kinase 2, beta polypeptide. Gene Ontology annotation, molecular function: protein kinase regulator activity. The transcript is spliced from 7 exons. The coding region runs from base 147 to 794 and encodes 215 amino acids. Gene Ontology annotation, cellular component: protein kinase CK2 complex; cytoplasm. The record is from RefSeq and is a predicted model, not a curated record. NCBI's taxonomy places the organism in Eukaryota, Metazoa, Chordata, Actinopteri, Pleuronectiformes, Pleuronectidae.
UGCAGCCGAGCGACUCGGCGGAGGAAGAGGAAGAAGCUGCGGGGUGAACCGGGGCUGGAGUCCAUUUUAUUUACACCGGUGAAGCUGCUACAUUUUCAUCUGUCGGGGUUUUCUGGAGCUCACAAGUUAAAAGUCGGUGUUCAGACAUGAGCAGUUCAGAGGAAGUGUCAUGGAUCUCCUGGUUCUGUGGACUGAGGGGGAAUGAAUUUUUCUGUGAGGUGGAUGAAGACUACAUCCAGGACAAGUUCAACCUCACAGGGCUCAAUGAGCAGGUUCCUCACUAUCGCCAGGCCCUGGACAUGAUCCUGGACCUCGAACCAGACGAGGAGCUGGAGGACAAUCCCAACCAGAGUGACCUGAUCGAGCAGGCAGCAGAGAUGCUGUAUGGCCUCAUCCACGCACGCUACAUCCUCACUAACCGAGGCAUCGCUCAGAUGUUAGAAAAGUAUCAGCAGGGAGACUUCGGCUAUUGCCCUCGUGUUUACUGUGAGAAUCAGCCCAUGCUUCCUAUUGGUCUGUCGGAUAUCCCAGGUGAGGCCAUGGUGAAGCUGUACUGCCCUAAAUGCAUGGAUGUCUACACACCUAAAUCCUCCAGGCACCACCACACAGAUGGAGCUUAUUUUGGCACCGGCUUCCCCCACAUGCUCUUCAUGGUUCACCCUGAGUACAGGCCGAAGAGGCCCGCCAACCAGUUUGUCCCCAGGCUCUACGGCUUCAAGAUCCACCCCAUGGCCUAUCAGCUGCAGCUGCAAGCCGCCUCCAGUUUCAAGAGCCCCGUCAAGGCCAUCCGCUAGAGUGUCAACGACAGAGGAGGAGGAAGAGGAGGAAACUUCACAGAGGAAGAGGGAGAUGACAGCAAAGAAUAAUCGUCUGAAGAGCAGGGGGGUCAACUGUAUUUUAGAGCUCUUCAGAUGCCCCCUCCCCACCCUGAAGACUGUAUUAUUUUGGUUUAGAUUAGGGCAAAUGAAAACAGUGUAAAGAUUUUUUUGAGUGUGAGCGAGAGAUAAACAACGCACAACUACGAUCAUAAUCACAAAUAUACACACACACACACACAAACAUGUAAGAAAAGAAAUACAACCACACACCUGGGAUUCCAUACACGUACCUUUCCAAACUCGGCAGUGCCAAAACAGGAGGUGAAGUAAGAUGAAGCUGAACAGUCCAGGGGCUCCACGUUGCUGCACCCCCAUCACUCACUCUGCAGCACACUGAGGAGAAAGUGAUAGAAUUGAUCAGUGGGUGGCUCUGCAGGGAACUUCUCCCUGUUGAAGAGGUUUUUGUGUUCUGGGCUUUUUGACAGAAAGCUGCAAAACUGCAAUGGCUGAGUCAGUUUUCACCUCUGAUUCUGUUUUUUUUCUUCUGUAUUUGGCACAGUUUGGUAAAGGGUGGUGGUGGUAAACCCUCUGUCAUUCAAAGCCUCCUCCCCAUUAGUCCCCCGAUGCAUGUACACUCGGGCGGGCUCUCCCACAGACAGUUUGGAUCGUGCUACCGGGUGUUUUUCUCUCAGAAGGUCGUUUGUGAAAUUUGAGUUGUCUGAUGUUUUGUGGUGUUGGUGCACAAAACAUUGUUAAAUUUGCCUUAAGGUGCAGAGAAAUCACCCGGAUUGUUUUUGCUUUACCAGAGGCACAAGCAAGUUUUGAAUCUGUUUUGCUGUCAGAGGAGUUGAAAUAGAUUGCAAAUAUGAUUUUCUGAAUAGUAAUAAUCAUUUCUCCAGCUGUCUUUACGUGUGUCAAACAACUGUCUGUAUCGUUACCGAAGUGUGAAUAUAACCUGCGGGGAAGUUGUUUUUCGAGAAUUGCCGGUGUUUGCAUCGUUACCCUCCCUCCCUCCUCCCUCCCUAUAGUUUGACCUUUGGGGAAUACACAAGAUCAACGGCACUUGUGUCCGUGCGGUAAAUAUGAAGCUAGAGGCCAGCUAGCAUAGAUUGAGAACCCCUCUGUCAGAACCUCUAACUUUCACCAAUUAACUCUACAUCUUGAUUGUUUAACAUUUACAAAAACGUAGAUCAGCUAUUUGUCAGCAGCGUUUACUAGGCUAGUUGUUUUUAAAUUGGUGUUGAAUAGUGGGAUUUAAAAACUCAUCCUUAUGUUUAGCAAAUUUUUACAAAACCCCAAAUGACAAAUUUCUCUCUACAGGUUGUUUAGCUUGUUAAAGUGAGUAAACUUAAGGAGUUGACUUCUCUUCUGUGGGAAAUAACCGUGAACGUUCAGAUGAAACUAACCAGAUGCAACCUUGUAAUUAUUAUUUAUUAUAUAAUAAUUAUAUUGAGCUAUAGAGGUGUUAGCUGGAUUUUAUUACCCUUAAUAAUAAAACCGAGAAUAGCAGUUUGCUAGUUUCCAGUUUUAAAGCUAAGCUCAAUCAAUUUGCUGCUGGUUGUUGUUUCAGAUUUAAGGGACAGAUUCAAGUGGACUCAGUCUUCACAUCCAACUUCCCCCCUCCCCCCCCCCCAAAAAAGAAGCUUUCCCAAACUGUCAAACUAGUUGUGUAAAGAUCAAGCAGGAGACUCAGAGAAAGCGGAAUUUAGACAAUCUGAAUCCUUCCGCUCACUCCACCACUGCACUGAUCCAUCCUCCUGGUGUCUCUCCAUAGCCGUCUCAUUAUUUAUGUUCACGUUACGAGACCGACCGAUCACCAGCCGCCAGUUUUUGUUUCUGAAGCAGUGUGUGUGUGUGGGGGGGGGGGGCAGAUGUUCAGCUGCCUCUCCGACUCAACUCUCUCUCUCUCCUCUUUUACAUUUGUGUGACUGGAAUAGAUUAAAUUUUACGUUUUUUGGGGGGGGAUUCCAUGAUACAAAGGAAAUGUAUUUAUGUGUCCAGAUGAUUUUAACUGAUGUUUGCUUGUGUUGUCGUCGUCUUUCUGCGACUGUGGGUGAGCAGGAUUCAGAACUCUCAAUAAACUUCUAUUUUCUUUUCA